Messenger RNA from Lates calcarifer (barramundi perch), 6229 nucleotides. RefSeq names its product cyclin-dependent kinase-like 5. The transcript is spliced from 19 exons. The record is from RefSeq and is a predicted model, not a curated record. The coding region runs from base 430 to 3552 and encodes 1040 amino acids. Gene Ontology annotation, molecular function: protein kinase activity; ATP binding. Lineage: Eukaryota; Metazoa; Chordata; Actinopteri; Centropomidae. Gene Ontology annotation, cellular component: dendrite cytoplasm; nucleus. Gene Ontology annotation, biological process: positive regulation of axon extension; protein phosphorylation; regulation of dendrite development.
UCAUUGGUCGCUUUCACGCCACUCGAACUGUUGCCUGGUGAUCUGCUCUCAGCUUGUCAACCGCACGAUCUAGUUACUGUAGCUGCCUGCUGCAAUGAAAAUAUCUUCGUUGGUGGGUGGAUAUAUGGGCCCCGUUCCAUCAUUUUUUACCAAACACUGACUGAGUGAGUAGUUUAUUUUAUCACGUUAUAGAUAAGAAUUGUCAGCUCAAGGCAUAAGGUGAAUAUCUUCAGCACGAGCUCAUGAGAAAGACAGCGUUACCAAGCUUGAGGUCAAAGUGAGCCACUGCUGAAGGCAUGUGGCAAAUAUAAUGGCUCAUAGCCAGCGUACACCCCUUGGGAGCCAACAGCUGGCCGGCUCAUGCCAUCCUGUAGCCGGGCCCCCUCCGCCUGAGCUUCAUGCACCUCACGCAAUCUACCUUUUGACUUCAUGAAGAUCCCUGACAUUGGUGAUGUAAUGAAUAAAUUUGAAGUCCUUGGGAUUGUGGGUGAAGGUGCCUAUGGUGUUGUUUUGAAGUGCCGACACAAGGAGACCAAUGAAAUUGUGGCCAUUAAGAAAUUCAAGGACAGUGAAGAAAAUGAGGAGGUUAAAGAAACGACACUACGGGAGCUUAAAAUGCUCCGCACCCUCAAGCAAGAGAAUAUUGUUGAGUUGAAAGAGGCCUUCCGCAGGAGAGGAAAGCUGUAUCUUGUCUUUGAGUAUGUGGAGAAGAACAUGCUUGAACUGCUUGAGGAGUUACCAAACGGUGUGCCGACUGAGAAAGCGCGCAGCUACAUCUACCAGUUAAUCAAAGCAAUCCACUGGUGCCACAAGCACGACAUUGUUCACCGGGACAUAAAGCCAGAAAAUCUUCUCAUCAGCUCUGAUGACGUCCUCAAGUUAUGCGACUUCGGCUUUGCACGUAAUCUCUCAGAGGGGACUGAUGCCAAUUACACCGAGUAUGUGGCCACUAGAUGGUACCGCUCUCCAGAGCUCCUGCUCGGGGCUCCUUACGGGAAGGCAGUGGACAUGUGGUCAGUGGGCUGCAUCUUAGGAGAGCUGAGUGAUGGACAGCCUCUGUUCCCAGGAGAGAGUGAGAUUGACCAGCUCUUUACCAUCCAGAAAGUGUUAGGACCCCUGCCUCCAGAACAGAUGAAGCUCUUCUAUAACAACCCUCGCUUCCACGGGCUGCGGUUCCCUGCUGUGAACCAUCCCCAGACCUUGGAGCGAAGAUACCUGGGAAUCAUUGGCGGAGGCCUGCUGGACCUGCUGAAGAACCUGCUACUGCUGAACCCGACGGAGCGCUUUCUCACAGAGCAGAGCCUGAACCACCACACCUUCCAGACCCUGCGACUGGUGGAGCGGCCUGGCCCACCCACACCUACACCUGUACGCUCCUCCAAGAGAAAACCUCACCAUGGAGACAACACCACCCCCAGCAGGAGCCAUGGGGGAAAGAGCUCAGGAAGCCACCGCUCCAGCAGCAGAGAGUGCUCCAGCCUACCCCGGCAUGAAGAACUCCACCCCAGCAACGACAGCUUUCUCAACGGCAACAUGUCUGCAGCGAUCAACCUCAGCCCCACCCUGCAUCCCAAGAACUACCAGCCGCAGAUCUUUAACCACUCCACCUCCUGCAGCAUGGACCUAGCCAGCAGCAACCUGCCUCACCUGCUCAGCCCUGGCGAGGCCAAGAGCAAGGGUGACUUUGAGAUGAACCUGGGGUCCAAGGUGUCCGACGGCCCUGGAGCCAAGUACCUCAAAUCCAACUUCCGUUCACAGCAGAACCGCCAUUCCUUUGUGGAGGGGAAAACCAACACGCUUCAAUCAGGGGAGAAACACGGUCGACACAGCUACAUGGAGUCUCACAGCUCCACACCAUCCUCUUCCAAGUUCGCCUAUCUGAACUUAUCCAAGAGCUAUGGCACGCUGAGUGAUGCUAAGUCCGUGGGGAACUUAAAUGAUGUGCAUCUGUAUGCCGAUGAGCCUACGUCUCGCUAUUUUCCUUCAAGCUGCCUUGACCUCACAGCUCCGAGCAGCCCAGCAGCCCGCCGAGUUGACAGACUGGGACCUGGCACGGCUGGCCGCGGAAGCAUGCGCUCGGACAGAGAAAGCAACACUCUGGACUCCUCUUAUAGGCGCUCUUCCACCCGCCACAAGGCCUCAGAGGAGGCCAAGUCACCAGAUGCCCUGGACCCUGGGGAAAGUGGUGUCGAAAGGAGUCACGCUCACUCUCUGUCUGCCCCACACGACCCUCUGCCUUACGGUCAGGGAUACACCAGCCCUUUCUCGUCCCAGCAGCGGCCACACCGCCACUCCAUGUACGUACGGAGGGACCACCAGAGGACGCACGGGGCAGACGAGGGGCUGGCGGUGGGGCAGGGCAUGCCUACCAGAGCCAGCAGCCUCCAGCUCCUGUCUCCACAGCUUCAGCACCGCACACUGCCUCGCCACUCUGGGGGCUCCUCCAGAGAGGACGACAUGAGCAGGAGCGAACAGGCACCCACUGAGGUCACCCACAGCAGACCCCCAAUAAGGGACUCCACAAGGGACAACACUGCAUCUUUUCACACACAGCGGCAAAAAAGCGAGGUCGGCUUAUAUCAUGACCAGCAAACAGAAGAUGGGGGCUCCUCCAAAGAGAAUCGCAACAUCUACAGUGAAUCCAUGCCUAGGAGGGUGGGAAGCUUCUACAGAGUCCCUUCCCCACGGCCAGACAACUCCUUUCAUGAUAGCAGGGGUCAGAGCCGGGGCUCUGGCCUGUCCGGGGACGGCAGCAGUAUGACAAACCACUCCAAACGUCAGCCAGCCUUUGACCCUUGGACUGGCCCAGAUACUGUGGUCUUGAACUCCUCUGAGCCAUCCAAAGAAAAGGAGAAACAGGGUUUCUUCAGAGCAAUAAAGAAGAAAAAGAAAAAAUCUCAAAUGAUGGAAGUCCCUGAUGGAAGGCCUCCUGUCAUCAAGAAAUGUCUUUUCCCUCUGUUUAGCCCAAAGAAUAACAUAAAGCAUAGUUCCUCUGUGAGAGUCCUCCCUGUACUGUCCUCUCCCAUGGUUCCUUCUGAUGGGGUGGAUACAGUCAUCCAGAAGUCCUCCAGGUCUUCGACUCACCAGAGCAGCCGCCACAGGACCCGUGACAAGAGCAGAGACCGGGACCAAGAGCGAGACCGAGACAGGGACAAGGACUGGCCCCCAGAGAAACUGUCCGACUCACACUCUCCAAGUCAGCCACUGAAGUCACUGCGCAAGCUCCUGCACCUUUCAUCCUCAUCCUCCAACCAGACCACGCCCUCUGAUAUGCGCUACCAGCCACUGCCUAAUCCAGCCACCGCUCAAGGUGGUUUCACAGAAAGUCGGGGUCACUCAGGGGUCAGCACGCCCCAGCUGAAGAGCCGACAGACAGCCUACCCGCUUCCCGGACAAAUGGAGUCCGGCUGGCAUACGUCCGCCCUUGGCCGCCCAGAGGGCAACCCCUACCCGGAGCAAAUGAUCAAGGGAGGCCAGAACGGGCAUGGCUUUGGACGCCCCUCCAGGUCUCGUAUGCCAAACCUCAACGACCUGAAAGAGACGGCUCUGUGAUCGUCAUCACCCCACAGCUCUCACUCCCACCUCAGACUACUUUGUUUCCGUCUGUUGCUCCUACACCUCCCUUGCUAACAGUACACCUGCUGUACACACACACACACACUAACACACAGAUACCAAACCUUCAGUUUUAAACACUGCUUGCAAACAGGCCAAAAGCCUUUUUAUGUCUAAAUUUUUUUUAAAGCUUCCAUGUUUGAUAGACUUUAUAUUAUUACUUAUGUAAUUCUGAUUAUAAUUUGUAUUAUAAAGUAAAUAUAUUACAAAUUAAAUAUAUAUAAAUGGAUAGAUAAAGUGUAGAUUUUAAGUGUAAGUAUUUUUGUUUCUAUAUAGAAAUAUAGUAGAUUUUACUGCGUAGUAUUUCCUUAAGACUAUCUAAGGCAUUCUAAACAAAUAAAGUUUUAUCAGUUGUUACAAUAGAGAUCAGUAACGUCAGUAACUUGUGUUCAUCUCACCCAAGACUGUAACUCUUGGUCUGAGCUGUCUCGCCUCUGGAUGUGCUCUGUCGUACUGGUUACAGAUGCUCAAAUGUGCAACUACAAGUCAAAGCAGUCUUGUUCUUAAAAAUAUAGAUGUAGUGCAGUUUUUCUGAGUUGGCACUGACAAUCUUAAAAAGCUUAAAUCUAUUUGUUCUAUUUGAGGAUAUUUAGGUUUUUAUGUCUUUUUGAAAUGCAGCCAUUUUAGACACUAUGGUGCCAUAAACUGACAGAAAUCCUAACCUACAUCGCCCUCUGUAGGAGAUAAUGAAGCACUGCAUUUACUGUUACCUGACAGAGAUUACCAUGCACUAACAUUUAGGCACUGACUUCUCACGCACAGAAUAUGUAAAAUCAUCAUUUUCAUAUAUACUAUGAACAAAUAUAAUACAAUUAAAACUAUGGCUACACCUCAAUGAUUUCAAACAGAACAAACAUAAUAACUGUUCCUUAUGCAGACAAUACCAAGAAUCCUUUUGGUACUAAUGUAAUCUAACACUAUUUACUGAAAUGUGUAUUUAUAUAUGUUAUGAAGCACCCUUAUGGACAAAUCAUACAGUAGUAAAACCUUGAUAGCUUGCACUGCUUUCAAGGAUCCAGUUAAUGGCAAAGGACAUCUGAAGUUAAUACUGAAGGAAUGUGAUUUUCUCUGAUAACUUCCCUCACUACCAGGAUUCAAGGAAGUCUGUUUGUUGCUCAUUUCUUACUAAAAGAUUUCACAAAAGCUAUCCCCAAGUGGUUUCAGUUGUAUAAUCAGUUAAAAGAUGUGCAAAAACAUGCAAAAUCUUCUAUAAAGUUUAACUGCUGGAUUAUUUAAAAAAAUGUAGGGUUUUCUAAUUAUUGUUACAAAGUCACUUUUACAGCAGUUAGAGGAAUACAAAAGCCAUUCUGGGUGAACUAGUGCAGUGGUUCCCAACCUUUUUUGUCUGAUGUUCAGCCCCACACCCCUGUCACAUUAUCCCAAGUACUCUUUAACACUACUGAUUAUAGAAAAGUGCACAUUAUUCUGGUGUUUUUCAUACAUUUGAACUGUCUGUGUUUAGGUAAGUUUGGUCGAGUUUACAUUCAUAAUUGGACUGGCAGAAGGUUUCAGCAAUUUAUCCCUGACUUUUAUCUACUUCAACUAUUGACCUGUCACUCAUAGCUAACCAUUUCAAUUGUUUAUCCAUUACUUUUAGCCAUUUCUACAUUUUUUCCAAUAUUUAUAUCUAAACAUUUGACCUUUCUAUCCAUUUCUUUGAGCCUUGUCACCAUUUUUCAUCACUAACAUUUGGUUAUCCAUUUGUUUGAGUUGUUUAUCCAGUACUUUACACUCACUCUCAGUUGAAACACAUAACUAUUGUUCAGGUAUUAUUGCUGGCUCAGUAUGUGGACGUACAGUAUUUUUUUAAAAUCAAAUUUCUUCUGUUUUUUCUAAUGAGUUCAGCAACUCUAUAGUCUGUCCAUGUAGCCCCUUGUAACUACAGAAGUACACGUACCCCUGGUUUGGAAUCACUGUGCUGGUGUAUUUUUAACUGGCUGCACAUACUGAGACACUUGGGACGAGCAUUUAAGAAAUCUUUAAGUGGAACCACACUGGGGGCAGAAGCUCUGUACUGUAACAUUGUUUUCUGUCUGAGAUAAAGUGCCAUGAAAGUAGCUUGGCAAAAAUAAAUCUUAAACUUUUUAUUGUUGCACUUUGAAGAGACUGUGUGGCUCAGCAAUAUACUGCUCUGACGCUGUAAAUUCUUCCUCAGUUCAUGUUCAUCAUGUGCACAGUGUGUGAGGACUGAAACACGGGGGCCACCAGCUCCCGCAGUGACACACUGAGUCCAAACAUGGCCGUAUCGUAUUGCGUGUUGUGCAUCUGUAAGGACUGUGCACACUCCAUACUUGACACAAUACAUUUCUCUCUUUGGUUUAUUGUUUUGCUGAAGGAGCACCGUGUAUUAUAUUAAUACUGAUGUGUGACUACUUGUUUGGUAAUAUUUAUAACAGAAGAUGUUUAUCAGCUGUUUAAAUGAAAUCAAGUAUUAAGUUUGUGCUUUUAUUACAGACACAAAUUAGUAGCAUAGUCAGUGUUUAUCAGCUUUUUUUUUUCGACAGAGCAUUUACAUGAGAACGUAAACCCACAAAUGAAUGCUUAACAGUUUUAGAAUAUUCAUGUUUACAUAUGUAACAGUAAAUCUCAAAUAAAACAAGUUCAUUUGAUUUGA